CCGGCCCUUAUUUAUUUUUAUGUUGUGUUCACACGGGCGGCUAUUCAAACGGGCCCUUAAUCAGGAUCGGGCUGUAAAACGAGCAUAUACAUACGGUAACUACUCUUCAUUGUUCCAGUUUCUAACUUCUAUUGAUCUUUAAAUUUGUUUUUCAAUGAUUGAUUCUUCUACAAAGUUCUGAUAUUUUUUGGGAUAAGAUUCCAGUUCUGUUUAUAGUUUGUUUUGUCAGAGUUAUUGUAAACCUAUGGAGUUACUAAUGUAAUAAUUAGCAUUACUAUUCAAGUAUCAAGUCCUUACAUCUGAAAUGAAUAACUGGCUAACUCAUCCCAUACCUGACCAGAACUGGUAUCUGAAUUAGAAGCUGUGGUACGUUAUAUGAUUAAUUUGUCUUAUCGACUUUCCUCUCCCCCUAGAUAAAUAUGAAAUCCUAUCAUUAUCAAGUUAUCCAAUCAAUGCUUCACUGGUGUGGUGCUCUAUUAUUAACAUGUCAGCAAUAUCAUUUCCAAUUAUUCAAUCUUAUCCCCUACCUUAUGUUUAUUUUCCUUUUUGUUUCCAGAAUGUGUGAUAUAAAUUUUCUAACACAUAAACCUUCAUGAUGAUGAGUGAUCAAAUUAUCUUGGAGGAGGAUUAUGAUGAAAAUUAUAUUCCAACAGAGGAUGAAGUCAAUGAAUAUGCAAAAGUCAUUGGUUUGGAUCCUGAAAAUGAUAAAGAUUUGAUGUGGAUUGCUAAAGAAGGUAUAAAUGCACCUCUACCUCCCAAUUGGAAACCUUGCCAAGAUGUCAGUGGUGAUAUUUAUUACUUCAAUUUUGAUUCGGGUGACAGCAUAUGGGAUCAUCCUUGCGAUGAAUAUUACAGAGGAAUGGUUGCAAUGGAGCGAGAAAAGCGGACAAAACGGUGGUUGCGAUCCUCCUGCCAAAAGAAAAACAAAAAAGAAGGAAAGAAGAAGAAAAAGGCUGAUAAAAACAAACCUAAACCUCUGGAAAGCUCUCUAAAACCAUUAAAUCCAAUCAAGGGGUUGGAUAAGCUUCCAGGUUCUGCAAACCUAUUAUCUCCAACUACUAAAGCACCCAGUCUUGGUUCAUUGUUUGGAAAUAACAUUGUUGGUGGCAUAGAAGAUCUGAAACCUAUAGCUUCUCCAUUCAUAGGAGGGACUUUAGGAAGUUCUCUCGGCAGCAGUGCUGAAAUUGGCAGAAUACAGGUGGAUAAGUUGAAAACUAUGGAUCUUGAAGAUUCUGUCGUAGAAUAUCAGGAGUCUGAAGAUCUAGAAUCAGAGGAAAGUGAAGGAGCUGUUGACAGUAUGGAUAAAAUGAUUGUAUCAUCAAACUCAGACGAAGCGAAUCAAAAAACGAAAUCAAAAAUAAAUAAAACUGGUACAGAAGAUAAAGAACCAACUGUUACUAAACAACCUUUACCGCAAACAAUUUUCAACAAAGAAAAGGAAACGAAAGAAGUCAAGCCAGAGGUGGAUUCGAAGUUACGUAUGCAAAAAUCUAGUGACGGGGAUCAUGCAUUAAUGCUUGAAAAAAUUAAAAGUACCUUGGAUUCAGAAUUUGAGAAAGAAAAAUCAAAAUUGGAAAAGGAUCAUAAGGAGAAGCUAAAGGACUUGAAACGAGAGAUAAAUGAGGAAACUGAAGAUGAAGAAGCAAAGUUAAAAGAAGAACAAAUGACGGCCUUAAUUAGAUUAAAACAGAAAUUGAAAAGUGAGAUGGGGGAAGAAGAAAAAAAGAUAAGAGCUGAAAUGCAUGAAAACCUGGUUAAAAGUCAAACUGAUAACGAAAAGUUGGAACAAAAGAAAUUAAAUGAUUUAGAAACGGCAAAACUAAAACUGGAGAAGGAAAUUGCAGAAGAAAAAUCACGAAUUGAAACCGAAAAGCAAGAAAAAUUACGUUCCUUGAGAAGCACUAAUGAACAGGAUAUUUCAAAGGAAAAAUCUCGUCUAGAAGCUGAAAAACAGGAAAAGAUCAAGUCUUUGAGAACUACGCAUGAAAUUGAAUUGGAAAGGAUGAUAAAAAAUGAGGAAGAAAGAUUUGCAAAUAAAAAGAAAUCGGCUCUCAAAGAUUUAAAACAAGAACAUGCAAUGGGUGUCCAUGGCGAACAGAAAAAAUCAAUAAACGAAGAAAUGGAAUAUUAUGAAAAAUCUAGUAUGAUGGAAGAAAUUCAUAGUGAUAAAAUUCGAAUUAUGAAAGCGGAUCAUGACAAGCAGAUACGAGAAAUCCAGGAAAGACACGAGGAACAAAUGAGACGCAUGAGAGAUGAAAAUGACGCCCAAUCUAGGAGAGAAAAGGAAAGACUGAGAACGAAAAUAGAAUACGAGCACAAAGUGGAAAUGAAUCGCUUGGAACAAGAUUUAUCUCUGAAAAAGGAAUCUCUUGCUGAAAAAUAUCAAACACAACUAUCGGCACUGCAGAAUGAUUUAGACAUGCUUAAUACGAGAAGAUCAUAUUUAAAUACGCAAAAUGAUGAAAUAUCCAGACUGACAAAUCGUGCAGAGUUAAAAAUCAAUUCCCUGAAGCAAAAGCAUCAAAGUGUUACUGAACAACAGGACAAGAUGUCUUCCCCACGGCAUUCAAAGCCAAGUACCCCAAGGCACGCAAUGAAAGACCUUGACAGCAAGCUCAAUAUUGAAGACUUGGUAGAACGAGAUAUCGAGUAUCAAGAUCAGUCACCUGUAAAGGAUUCUUUUGCUUCUGAUCCUCCAGAUGACUUGGUACAGAAUUUUUUCUCCAAAAAGUCAAAUCAAAGAGAGGAAGAUGGGAUACGAAAUGCGAGAGACUUUUUACAUAAGCAAAGGACAGCGGCAAAAAGAUCAGCAGAAGCUAGAUCAUGGCGCAGUGAUAGGAAAUCCGUUUCUGCAGAGACACAAGAACUCCUGAAAAAAAUUCAGCGGAGUUAUGUUGAACAAGAAGUUGGUCUUGACCAAAUCAGAGGUUCAGCUGAGCAGAUAUAUGCUAGAGAUAGAGAUCAACAAUUUGCAGCAAUUCCUAAUGGCAGUAACAAUGUGGCAUAUAGUGCUCCUUUCACAGAUGAAAACCGUCCAUCUGGUAUGCAUAUGAAUCAGCCUUCUCUAGAUGUUAUGCAAUAUCUCAAAAAUGUGGAUGAUAAGCUGAAUACUGUUCUUGGUUUGGUAGCAACGAAAUUGCCAGAACCUUCUCAACAACACCCAGCUAUUCCUUCUCGUUCAUAUGAUUUUAGCUAUCAGAGACCACCACAACAGUGGGCCAAUGUUCCUCAACCAGCUAUGCCUGUUUACCCUUCGCUACGAGAAGCUUGGCAUAAUUCAGUGAGUUCCAGAGUUGAUGAAGAGUUGAGAAACAUGUCUAAAUAUUUUGGGUACAGUUUCGAAUCUCAGCCACCUCCUUCAGUUCCAUAUCAUGCUGCAAGAGAAUUGCUCGAUUCCGUUGCUCCAUCCUCGCUACCACCAAGAUCAACUCGACCUAUGAAUGCAUGGGGAAUGGACCAAAGCGAACCAUUGAAAUUAUCGGCAAACGGUGGUGGAUUAGCGUGGCUGAAAAAUUCUUCCACUCCGUCACAUGAUUCAACCUCACCUCGGUCGAAUGUGAAGCUCGUUAUCGAUGAGACGACUAGUGAGUUGAAGGCAGUCCCAGAUGGCUGAAUUUACAAACCAGUGUAUUUUUUUUCACCAAAUGUUAUUCUUCCUAUAUACACAUUAUUAUAUUAAUAUAAUGCGUAGAGUUUGUACUUUAGCAUAGGCCAAAUCAUUUCUAAACACUGAAACUUUUUCUACCUUCAAGAGUGCCUUUAUAUACUGUUGAUACCUGACUGAAUAAAUUAUAUUUUACUGCA
This is a messenger RNA of Styela clava, 3804 nucleotides long. RefSeq lists its product as uncharacterized. NCBI's taxonomy places the organism in Eukaryota, Metazoa, Chordata, Ascidiacea, Stolidobranchia, Styelidae. Gene Ontology annotation, molecular function: protein binding. The record is from RefSeq and is a predicted model, not a curated record.